Messenger RNA from Symbiodinium natans, 609 nucleotides. The record is from the annotation of a GenBank genome assembly. NCBI's taxonomy places the organism in Eukaryota, Dinophyceae, Suessiales, Symbiodiniaceae.
AUGGAGACCGAAGCGCCAGAUGGCCUCCGGCGUCUCCAGGACUACACCAGGCAGGCGGCUGCACAGGUGAAGGCCCUCCUGGACCACAACAACCUCCCGACCGAUCUCCAGCUGCACCGCUACAUGCGAGAGCUGGUGAAGGCCCUCUCCAUCCUCACCCGGGGCGCCCCGGAGGGGCUGCGAAGGGAGGUGGCCAAGCCUUUUGAGGGCGUCUGGGAUUUCCAGGACAACGCGCCCUUGGCCACGCCCCUCAAGGUGGAGCACCUUGUCUUUGUCCUGGAGUCGUUGGAGUCCCUGCUCCUGGCGGGCCGCGAGGUCAUGGGCGAAGUGGCGGUGCGAGAGAUCAACUACGACGCUAGGCGGCUCAUUGCCAAGACACCCUUGGCCAAGGCGCGCGAGCUGACGCUCAACGCGCAGCUGAUUCGGGGCAUUGAGGUCCACUUCUCCAUGCGCCUGGCGGAUGACCGGAGCCACCACAUCUUCGCGUGGUGGUUCCGGUAUGGCGACCGCAACGUGCACGAGACUGUGUUGUACUGGGACGAGAACUUCGAGUAUGGGGACUCUGAGGACAUGAGCGAUGGCGAAGAGGACGGUCCCAGUCCGACGUGA